AUGCAAUUCAUUACUUCAACCAUCUUCAUUACCCUCUUCGGCGCCGCCACCGCUUUCCCAGGCCUGACUCCUCGUCAGAACCUCAAGAAUGGCAUUCUUAUCUGCCCAAACGCAGAGGCAACCUUCGCCAACCCAGGACCCAACAUGGCUGGGGUUUGCACCCGCACGUAUAAGUGUCAAUCCGGCAGUGACGGUGUCAAGAGCGGCAACGUCUGGACCAACUCUUGCAUUGGCUGCCCUCCUGACCAGAACGUCAACUCUUUCGGCAACUGCGUUUUCCAGUUUUCCCCCGAGUCUGUUAUUGCUGCACCUCUGAACCUUGAUUCCAUGGAGGAUGGCUAUACGAUGAACGCAGAUUGGCAGUUGACGUAG
This is a messenger RNA of Fusarium redolens, 372 nucleotides long. RefSeq lists its product as uncharacterized. The transcript has 2 exons. Lineage: Eukaryota; Fungi; Ascomycota; Sordariomycetes; Hypocreales; Nectriaceae. The record is from RefSeq and is a predicted model, not a curated record. Bases 1 to 372 code for a protein of 123 amino acids.